CCGGGGGCGCCGAAGCGGUGGCGGGUGCAAUGCAAGCAGCAGUGUCAGGAAGUUGCUGCUGGUCGGUUCCUGUGCCCCGGGGGAGCGGCUGGGGGGGAGCAGCCGCUGCUGUUGGAGCGGGGAGCGGAGGGCCGGGCCGCGGCGCAGGAGCUGGAGGCUCCGUCCCCGGGCAGCGGCAGCCGCGUGAGUAGCCCAACGCAGGAUCGGUGUGUUCGCAGCUCCGCGGUGCCCCUGCUUCGCUUCGCUUGGGCCAGGCGCUGGGUUGUGUAGAAGAGGCCCCGGUUUCAAGCGACAGCGCAGCUGGAGUGAGCGGCGCCCGCUUUCCUUCUGGAGCCACCAGGCCGCUGGCGCUGGGCACCAGGGCACGCAGCGGGGUCUCCGCACAAGCGGGUGGGUGUCGGUGUAAGAGGCGGUGGAAUAGCCCCGAGCCUGGGCCACGCAGGAUAAAAGAUGCUUGGGUUUCAGAGUACAGCAAAGCAGCUAGCAAAAUAUUCUUCUAGGCCACUAUGGAAACGACUGUGUGCAGCCACUACAAAUAUACCAGUGUUAACUUUGUUCACCAAGAACCCAUGCCCUCUAUGUGAUGAAGCAAAAGAAGUGCUUGAGCCAUAUAAAAACAGGGUUAUUUUGCAGGAAGUGGAUAUCACCCUUCCAGAGAACUCAGUGUGGUAUGACAGAUAUAAGUAUGACAUACCUGUCUUUCAUUUAAAUGGGCAGUUCCUAAUGAAGCAUCGGGUAGAUGUUAAAAAAUUUGAGAACCAGCUUGUGAAGCUAGAGUUUCAAAAUGAUGAAAACCAAUGAAGGAAAUGCAGCCAUUCUGACACUGGAUUGAAGGGAUUUUGAACAAAUGGUUUGAAACUGUUGCAUACAUUAUCAAACCAUAUUUUCUUUGGAAUGUAAUGUACAUAUUUAACAUUAAAAUUUUAGUUAUUUGAUUUAUAUUCCAUUUUGUAGUAAUGAUGAAGCCCAUCUGACUGAAUAGCAACUCUUCAUCUGCUAUCCUAGAUGGUUUUGUUUUUCAAUGAGAGAACAAGUGCUAUUCCACCGCAGCAGAUAAAAUGAAAUGCACUUUCAGAUCAUUAAUACACUCUGCACUGACAAUAAAGGAAUGUUUAAGUUA
This is a messenger RNA of Chelonia mydas (Green sea turtle), 1120 nucleotides long. RefSeq names its product chromosome 5 C5orf63 homolog (gene C5H5orf63). Bases 451 to 801 code for a protein of 116 amino acids. The transcript is spliced from 4 exons. The record is from RefSeq and is a predicted model, not a curated record. Lineage: Eukaryota; Metazoa; Chordata; Testudines; Cheloniidae.